GAAAAAAAUUUACUUUAAAAAAAAAAAAAGAAGGAAAAUAAAGAGGAAGCAUUUUUGUUUUUUUUUCACGUUUUGGUUUGAGUGAAACUAAGUCUCAGUAAAGCAGUCUAUGCUUUUUAAAUAAUUUUUUGGAAAAAUUUCUUCAAAAAUACUACAAUGCCAGGCUAUCAAGAACUUAAAACGAAUAGAAAACAAAACGGUUUAGAAACUAUGACAACGGAAAAUGCUUCUCCGCCGGAUUUUGAUUUCAAUUUGCCGUGCCGGGUCUUCAAAAGUUCCUUUGCACGUUCGUUGUCUUUGAAUAUCGAAUGCAAUCGAAGCAAAUCUUUGGAUUAUGAUAUAAGACAAUGUAAUAAUAAUACCAAUAAUAAUAAUAACGAUGAUAGUAAGAUAAAGAGAAACAAUAAUAAUAACAGUAGCCAUGGCAAUAAUAAUAAUAGUAACAGUAACGAUGGGAAAAACAUAAAUAAUGAGGCAGCUGCUCCACCCUUGCCGCAAAGACGUCUGAGCCAAACCGGAUAUGUGACCGCAAAGACUGACAGCAUUUCAAUAAUGCCUGAAAGUAUGGAAAAUGAUAAUGAUCAUCAACAUUAUAGUAACGUACCUCCAGCCUUGCCAGCUAGACGUCCCUUAAGCGCAUACAAUAACAACAGCAGCAUAAAAUCAAUUGAGAGCGUUGAUAAAAAGCACGUUGAGCCUUCCACGGCACAAGAAAAAUUAGAAACGGCGUUGACACAAUUUAGACAACCAUCAACUUACAAACCCGGUUUAUCGGUCACUACCAAAUGUGCUAAGCAAUUGCAACUGCAACAGCAGCAUCAGCCUCAGCAUCAGAAACAACAACAACAACAACAACAACAACAAGAACAACAGCUACAACAAUAUCCAGAACAGCAUUUUAAUCAAAAGCUGAAUGGCCAACAAGCAUCACAAACGCAAACAACGUUCUAUUACUCAGCUAAAUCACAAGCAGCAGCUGGAUCACCGGUGGCCGACAACAAUAAUAAUAAUAAUAAUAAUCACACUACUCAUAGCCAUCAGCAGCAGCAUCAUGAGCACAAUUUUAGAAAGAACAACAACGUAUGGCCGACUAACAAAAAUGUGGAACAGAUCUGCAAUAUUUGCACAGCGAAAGAGAAUAAUGGAACUGUCUUGGAAUUGGAACACAGUCAAAGAUUAGCGACAAAUUUUAGUACAGAUGAUGCAAACUCUGAUAAUCAUCAUCGUCAACAUCAUCUUCGUCUUAAUCAGCAACUGCAACAUUCAGCAACAGUAUCCUCCAAUAAUAGUUUAUUAUAUGAUGGCCAUCAAGCGUCAUCAUCACCAUAUGAACUGCCCGAGAGUGCUACAAAUGUGGAAGCGGUUAUAUUACAAAAUCAAAUAGAUACAUUGCAAUGGCAAUUAAAACAGGUGGAAACCAGUUGCAACAUGUAUCGUGCUGUUAUGGAGGAAGUUGCGAGAUUUCUUGAACGCUAUCAAACACAAAAGCAAAAGCAACAACAACUGCACCAGCAGCAACAGCAGCAGCAGCAGCAGCAACAACAACAAUCAUUAUCAUAUAAGACCACACAAAAUCGUUACAGUAAUGGCGGCGUUAGCACUAAAAUGGAGCAGAUAUCACGCUCGAGGAGUCUUCAUCAGGUGUAUCAAGCAAGUGGAGGUCAUGAGAAAAUCAAUGAAGGUAAGGCAGCGGAGACAUCGGCAGCAUAUCUACGUGCACGCAGUAGCGUAAAUCUAAUCGACUUAAAACAGCCAUCGUCAACACAAAUGGCAAAUGGCAAAGCAAUAAAAUUAACAGUUGCUGCCGCUGAAACGGUUAACAGCGGUACUGAUCGUAUCGCAGAUCAGCAAUUGUCGCCGACACAAUCGCAUAGUGCUUUUAAAGAUUUCACCUGGAGACGUCCCCCCAAGAAAUGUCACGAAUUACGUUUCCAUAUACAUGUUGACGAUGUAGAGGAGAAACUUAAUCAGGAAGCAUUUCGCUUAUUGCGUACAAUUAAUAAUUUAUUAAAUACGUCAAGCCAUCAGCCCGACUUAACACACGCACGUAAUAAUACGGGCACAAAUACAAUGCAAAAUGUGGAUCGUUUAUCUAAAGCGACAUCAACCAAUUCGAUUUUGCUUUUAUCUACGGGACCGCCGUUGGUCAAUUCAACCAUCAUUUCAACUAGUAGAGAUGCCCAUACGAAUACAAAUGCCAAAUCGUCGACGCUUGCCAAUGAUAUGCUUUUCUUGCGUUCCGCAAAUAUGCGCGAAUCACGUUUAUCACUACGCAGCUCCACCGAUAGUUCCGUUCAUUCCACCACAUCAUCGGCCGCUUCAUCAGCUUCCUCGAAAUUGGAGACUGAUGAAGAACCGAACAUAUCAUUCAUAUCGCCACCAAAACCGCCACCAAUAACGGCAUCAAAUCCAACGAAUCAUAAUAAACACCCCCAAACAUCCGCCCUUCAAGUAACGGGCGGCUCAUCUACCGAAGACGAAAGUGGUUUCAGCUCGAUUAGUUCAUUUCCCGAUUUGGGUAUACCACUUAGUUCUACUCGAUUAUCGAAUGUCGCUACUAAUUCAUCUAAAUUAAAUAAAAUACAACAUGACCAACAACAACUAAUUGAUGAUCGCAACUCUACGCUUAAAGCAAAUGUGGUGGGAUUGCCAUUGAAUGCCUUGCAAGAUAUGUCGCAUCGUUGGGAUUCACAAUCGAAAACUUAUCACAAUGUAGGCAAUACGAAACUGCAACGUUUCUCUACCCUGACCACUGAAGAUUCCAGUGCCGUUUUAUGGGUUUAAUUAUUUAAUUAAUGUGCUCAAGCUAAUAUAUUUUCCUUUUACUUUUUCGAAUUUAUAUUUUAAAUUUUGCCUU
This is a messenger RNA of Glossina fuscipes, 2857 nucleotides long. RefSeq names its product hybrid signal transduction histidine kinase A. Bases 157 to 2784 code for a protein of 875 amino acids. The record is from RefSeq and is a predicted model, not a curated record. The transcript is spliced from 4 exons. NCBI's taxonomy places the organism in Eukaryota, Metazoa, Arthropoda, Insecta, Diptera, Glossinidae.